This is a messenger RNA of Striga hermonthica, 843 nucleotides long. The record is from the annotation of a GenBank genome assembly. NCBI's taxonomy places the organism in Eukaryota, Viridiplantae, Streptophyta, Magnoliopsida, Lamiales, Orobanchaceae.
AUGCGCGUAGACCGGCCGCAAUCGCGGCCUGACGUUUUCAAAACAGGCCGCCUUUGGCGACCGGCUCACCAAAAAAAAAUUACGGGCCGCAUUUCGCGGCCCGCUGAGCACAGAUCGACCGCAAUCGCGGCCUUGCGUUUUCAAAAUGGGCCGCCUUUGGCGGCCGACUUACCAAAAAAUAAAAAAUUACGGGCCGCGAAGAGCGAAGACCGGCCGCAAUCGCGGCCUGUCGCUUACACGCAGGCAUCACCAAAUGCACAAACACAAGCCUUAAUUCCCCCAUUUUCUGAUAAAGGUUUCUUUUUCUUCGACAAGGAUAUGAGCAGAGAGAAAGAGGGGCCGCCGGAACCCCUUGAUUUCUUCAUUUGGACUGUUGAGGAUGUUGGCCUGUGGUUGGAAGAGAUAAAUCUAGGCAGCUAUCGCCAGAUUUUCAAGGAAAACGGGGUCAAUGGAGAGUAUUUGGAAGGGAUGUCGAUGUUCACGACCGAGCAGAUUUUGCGGUUCAUAAGGAAGUGUCACAUGAAGUGGGGAGAUUUCAUUACCUUGUGCAAGGAAUUGAGGCGAAUAAAAGUGGCUUGCUUGAAAGGGGAGCAAAAAGUACGACGGCCGUGGUGGGCCCCACAAUGUCUUUUUAUCAAGGCUGCAAAGCACAACAGGCAGUCUCGAGUUGUUUCCUUGAAGAGUAUCCUGGCUAUUUGGGCCACCCAGAUUGUUCUCAUGGGCUUUGUUGAAGGUUACAGAGUUGGAGGAGGCCUGCUUGGAGAAGGCAUGGACAACAUCUACCCUGAUGGGUCGUUCGACCCAUUGGGCAUGGAUGAUGACCCAGAGGCGUUUGCCGAGUAG